UUUUGGACCAAUGAUUUGGAUAUUAAUAUAAGUGAUGACAGCAUUGGAUUCAAUGAUUGACUGCAACGACAGCGCAUGCAUUCAAUCAAUCAAAACAUACAUUGAAUGUAAAGACCGGUUAUUUACUCUUCAAAUCAAAUGAUGUCUUAAAGUAUUUAUCACUGAUUGCCGACAAAACUAGUGGUCAUCACAACAGACAUGAACCACACCAUCGAUGAAUCAAAUGAUGUAUUGGCAGCGCUGAAGAACUCGUCAAAAGGACGGCUCAGUUAUGACCGAAACUGGAAGGAAGAGCGACGGACACAAGAUAUUAUCAGUGAAGUCAAACUGAAGACAUCUGCUAUUACCAUAAGUCCUAAAGUGUCGACCAUUGCAUCCGAAAACACGAAACCGAAGAGUCGCGCCAAAUAUCGGGUGAUCUCCAGUCCGACUAACGAACCGACAAAUGGAUUUAAUUGCAACUUAAAUGACGAUAAUAUUAAUAACAAAAAUGAAGUAUUCAUUAAUAAGAACUCGAGUAACAAAUUGAACGAAUCAAUCACCGAAUUAGAUCUAAUUAAUUAUGAAAAACAACGACAAGAAUUGGUUUCUCAAGAGUUGAAUAAAAAGAUUAAUAAUUUAAAUACUGAGUUCAAUAAACAUAAAGAAGAAUUCGAUGAAGAGUUGAAACUAAUUAGACAGAAGUAUACGUUGGAUGCCAUCAAACGUAUUAAUUCGUUUGCCGACGACUACAAGGCAUUGAAAGACAGUAUUUCCAACAAACAGAUGAGUUUUGAAGGCAAUUCAGUGACCGCUUCCUCUAAACUAAAAGAAAUCGAAAGUAAACAACAAAUGCUUAUUGAAGAACAGUUACGAAAGCAAACAGAAGUGAGACGAAAACAAUUGGCAAUAAUAAGGAGUGAUAUGUUGUCUGCAAUUACAAGUGUUGAACAAUUUUGUAAUAAUUUAAAUAAUGUCAUAAAAAAUGAUCAAUACUUUCAUUUACCAAAACAAGAGUUUAAUUCGAUGAAUGGUUUGCUUCAGACAAUCGACAAAUUGAUGACAAAACCAGUGUUAAGUGAAUCGGACUUUGAAAACGCACAGAAUUUAAAGUCAAAUGUUAUUAGGAUUCAGAAAAAGAUAGUGUCAGACAUCGAGAUAUUGAAGCAAAAUAUUAAUCAACAAAAAGUAAAUCAAGUGAAACCAAUUGCCGAAGUGUCUGCUGAGUCAGUAAUCAAAACAAAUGAAACGUCCAGUGAGUCAAAGACAGACACAAUGUCAGAGUUUGUUGAUAUCAAAGCAUUCAAACAUUAUUUGACUCUUCAGAAACAAUUUAACGAUUUUGAGACAUCAUUUCAGACCUUUACAAACGAUCCGAGAUUUAAACAAAAGAAGAAUGAGUUGACAUUGUUUGUGAAGACGACAAUCAAUACGAUAUCGUGUGAAUCGGUUGAUCACAUUCGCGACAAAUUGAAUCGUUUGACAAUAUUAUUCAACGAGAAAUCCGUCGAAUACGGCGGUAAACAGAUUAGUUGUUCACAAAAAGAUGGUUCACUUAAUUUUUGCAUCAGUUUGACCACAAAGAUGUUUAUUAGUGUUAGCACUAAACAGAAAGAUAUUUCCCUAACGAUGGCUCCUAUUAUUGUACUUUUGUGGUCACGUUUUCCGAUAUUCGGUCAAAUAUUUUUAGCUCAUAUGCAGGACAGGUGUCCGUAUUUAGUGCCUUAUUAUCCGAAACGCGAUUCAGCAGAAAAUGAGACCAAUUAUCUGAUAGCUUGCGGUUUUACUGUAGCUAAAGAUGGAAUACCAGAAUCUGAAGAGACAUUCAUCAACAGAAUGCGAUCACUCGUUAAACUCUAUUCGGCUGUUAUUCAGUGCAACAUUCAAACUAAUCAUCCGCACGAUCUGAAGCACGCGUGGAUUUGGGUGUCGCGCCUCCUAAAUCUCGAGCCCAGACCUGCCAUCACGGCUGCCGUUUUGGAAUCGUUUCUUUCAAUUACAGCUCACAAAAUGUAUCGCUUUUAUGGCAAACAAUUUAUCAAAUUAUUGAACUUCAUUGUCAGUGAUUAUCUCAAACGUAUCGAAACUAUUUCACCGAAAGGCACUAAAAGACAGUCUUUAGUCAAACUUCAGAUGUUUUGCGAAGAGUUUAUGAAGAAAAUUCGUCGCAAUGUUAACCAUAAAGAUUUAGCGCCCGAAGGCUUGAUUCCCGACUAUUUCUUUCAGUCGACGUAUAGCUUUUCAAGAGGAACAUCAUUUUCGAGGCAGUGA
Messenger RNA from Oppia nitens, 2250 nucleotides. Its product is annotated as mRNA export factor GLE1-like. Gene Ontology annotation, biological process: regulation of translational initiation; regulation of translational termination; poly(A)+ mRNA export from nucleus. Gene Ontology annotation, molecular function: inositol hexakisphosphate binding; translation initiation factor binding; phospholipid binding. The transcript has 3 exons. The coding region runs from base 199 to 2250 and encodes 683 amino acids. Gene Ontology annotation, cellular component: nuclear pore cytoplasmic filaments; cytoplasm; nuclear pore. The record is from RefSeq and is a predicted model, not a curated record. Lineage: Eukaryota; Metazoa; Arthropoda; Arachnida; Sarcoptiformes; Oppiidae.